AUGCCCGAGCCAUUGCACGAGCCUAACGGCGUCAAUGGCGCCUCGGGGUCCCGCCACCUCAACGUCGAGCCCUAUGAUGCCGGCCUUCAUCGUGUCGGCACCUGGCAAGGUUAUUAUGUUUGGAGAACACGCCGUCGUACACGGCAAGGCAGCGAUAGCCGCCGCGAUUUCCUCCGAUCUUAUCUUCACGUCACGACCCUGUCCAAGUCGAAGCGAACCGUUACCCUGCGAUUCCCCGAUAUCGACUUUCAGCACACGUGGAAUAUCGACGACUUGCCGUGGGCCAUUUUCCAGCGACCCGACAAGAAAAAGUACUACUACGAUCUCGUCACCACCCUCGACCCUGAUCUUCUUGCUGCUGUCCAACCCCACCUUGCCGAAGUCUCCCAUCACAAGUCGGAAGAGGUGCGCAAAAUACAUCGCUCUUCGGCUCUGUCUUUCCUCUACAUCUUCCUGUCCAUCGGCUCUCCCGCCUUCCACGGCUGCAUCUACACCCUGCGCUCCACCAUCCCCAUUGGCGCGGGUCUCGGGAGCAGCGCGUCCAUCGCGGUGUGCCUUGCAGCAGCGCUCCUCUUGCAGUUGAGGACGCUCUCAGGCCCCCAUCCCGACCAGCCGCCCGAGGAGGCCAGGCUGCAGGUGGAGAGGAUCAAUCGGUGGGCGUUUGUAGCUGAGAUGUGCAUUCACGGUAACCCUUCGGGCGUGGAUAAUACCGUCUCGACGCAGGGUAAGGCUGUGGUGUUUCAAAGAACCGACUACGGCAAGCCACCUGCUGUGCACCCGCUCUGGGACUUCCCCGAGCUGCCCCUACUCUUGGUCGACACGAAGCAACCAAAGUCGACGGCACACGAAGUGAAGAAGGUGUCGCGCCUCCGCGAGACCCACCCGAAACUGAUUGGCAACAUCCUCGACGCAAUUGAUCGAGCGACGCGCACGGCUUCGGAGCUACUCGAGCACCCAGAGUUUGAUAGCGAGGAUCCAGAGGGCCUACGAAAGGUGGGAGAGCUCAUGACGAUAAAUCAUGGCCUCCUUGUUGCUCUCGGCGUAUCCCAUCCCCGCCUCGAGCGAGUCCGCGAGCUCCCUGAGCGGCUCGCGAGACUCGAGACGAAGCUCGAGGCCGAGGGCUACGAGCGCUUCGAGACAACGCUGGGCGGCGACGGCGUCGGUGUUCUUUGGCCUGCCGUGCUGAAGAAUGGGCUCGAGGACGAUGAGGAGGGCGGCAUGGAGAUUGACGUGGAAAAAUUCCUCAAUGCCGAGGGCAUCGCUGGCGUGGAGAGGCUGGUGGGCGUGGACAAUGCCGGCAGGGGCGAAGGUUGGCGGUUUUGGAGCGUGGAGAGUCAUUAA
Molecule: messenger RNA, 1341 nt
Organism: Parascedosporium putredinis
Lineage: Eukaryota; Fungi; Ascomycota; Sordariomycetes; Microascales; Microascaceae
Source: the annotation of a GenBank genome assembly